CAGACGUAAUUUAAAACCAACACGCUGCCUUUAUACAUACAUUGUGCUUACAUAUAUUUGUCAGCUAUGUGCCUAUGUCUGCGUCUAAAAACCUGUCACUGUCGGACAAUUAUUCAAUUCCAACUUGGCUCUCUUACUGAGGCUACUGAUCAUGAUGAGUUUACAAGAUGUCUUUGAUUGUCGGAGUAUGUUUUAUCCUGUAUAAGCCAAUGAGUAAAGGGUGUUUGGUCACAAUCACAUACCUCAGCUUCCUGUAAACACAUUUGGAAAGAUGUCUGUUGUGAAAUACGAAGAUGUUGGAUGCAGUUAAAGACUAUUUAACACCAAAGACGUUCAGUAUCCCAGCAUACGUAUGUUUGAUUGCUCAACUUCUCUGUGGCCUAGUUGUUACAAGCAUUGUUGUUGCUUUGAGAGUCGGAGAGUUUGCGAAAUUUAACUGCGCUGUCGACCCUGAAAGUGCGGCCUCGUACAAGACCACCGUCGAGAAAACAUGUUAUUCAAGAUAUGAAGAGAAGUAUAACUCUCCACUGCCAUUUUAUACCUUUGUCAUCCUGAGUAUUUGGUUUCCUAUUUUUGUCGGUGUUAUCUAUUCGCUCUCAGUUCGUAAACGAGUUGAAGAAUUCUGCGGCUCAAACGAUGAUCAUGAACUACAAACUGACGCCGAAGCAGGAAACCGAGUACACGAUAGGAGAUCAUUUUAUGUGUUUUCUUUCUAUUUUUACCACCUUGUCAUCCGUUUGUUAUUCGGGCUAGUGUUUACCAUCCUGCAGUAUGCUGUGUUUUUCAGCAGUGGUUUCGAUUUUGAAUUCAGUUGUGAUCAAUCAGAAUCAGAUGUGAGUCAUGUGACAUUGAAGAUAGCAAAGAAUGCAAGUGUCAGUCAGUUGAAUAAUACAACAAUUGCAUGUGAGAAUUCGACUGCGUCGGAAAAGAAGUUAUGGGCAGGGGUUGUGUGCGCACUGAAUGCGAUUUUUUCUUUGAUAAUAUUCGUAGAAGUUAUCCAUCUUUACCUACGAUUUCCCAGAAGCCUCAGAGUUGAUCGCGUUCAUGACUCUGAAUUUAUCAAUCUUUAUUUUUUUCGGAAGCGAUACACAGGUGUAGGUUUUAAACUAUCAUUCUUAGAAUGCAUAGAUUCAUACAAAAAACAAGUUUUAGAACAGCCUCGAACACCUGACAUAAUCUAUGGACCAAAGACUGGUUUAGAUGAUUUGUUUAUUGACGUUGUUAUUCACACUGGACGAACUUCUCACAAACAGCUUUGGUCUUCAACAGAAUUGGAAAGACAUGAAAUUUUUGACGUUUAUAUGAAAGUUCCUGAACGGUCGAUACGUCUGGAAAAUGUAAAAGAUUUAUUUUAUCCCAACCAGGAUACAAAAAGAAAUCGUCCUUGUAAAAUUCUAGCGGUUGGCCGGCCUGGAAUAGGAAAGACUGUUUUGACGGAAAAAAUUAUGCGCGAUUGGGCGAAUAAAAUGGAUAAAUUUUAUUCGGAUAAGAUUGCUUUCUAUUUUAAAUUUAGAUGGUUUAAUCUUACCGAAUGGGAAGAUAAUGACCUUAAGACGUUCCUUAGUUUUGGAACCGGAUUGCGUGAUGAAAAAUCUGAAGAAAUUUUUAAUUAUGUAACUAAAGAACCGGAAAAAGCUCUUCUUAUUUUCGAUGGUUUGGAUGAAUUUAAUGGCGACAUCAAGAACUGCUUAGAUCACCUACCACGUCAAAACGAUCCUAAUAUUUGUAUGCCUGGUAUUUCACUUUUCAUCAAAUUGAUUUGUGGCCACUUUCUGCCGGGAGCAACGAUUCUUGUUACAACUAGACCAACUGCACAUGAAUUUUACGCGAGGUUUCAAUUUGAUAGAAAUGCGGAAAUCAUCGGUUUCACCUCCGAAAAAAUCGAACAGUAUGUGAGCAAAUUUUGUGAAAAUCAUGAUGGAAGUGACCUAAAACCAAAGAUAUGGAAUCACAUAAAAUCCUCGUCGGACUUGUCAAAUCUAUGUUACAUCCCAGUAAACUCCUUCAUAUAGUUUCCACCGUACUGUUUCGUCAUC
Dendronephthya gigantea is the source of this 2036-nucleotide messenger RNA. RefSeq lists its product as uncharacterized. NCBI's taxonomy places the organism in Eukaryota, Metazoa, Cnidaria, Anthozoa, Malacalcyonacea, Nephtheidae. The coding region runs from base 294 to 2012 and encodes 572 amino acids. The record is from RefSeq and is a predicted model, not a curated record. The transcript has a single exon. Gene Ontology annotation, cellular component: cytoplasm.